Messenger RNA from Strongylus vulgaris, 279 nucleotides. Lineage: Eukaryota; Metazoa; Nematoda; Chromadorea; Rhabditida; Strongylidae. The record is from the annotation of a GenBank genome assembly.
AUGUUAAUUACUCUUAUUUGCUUCGUGAUUGUGAUAGCACAGACCUGCGACUUGACUGUCCAUCUCGAGCCCCAGUCUGAAAUUCCUGUGCAUGCUCAAUUCACAUUCCACAACGGGACGAAUAGCGAAAUCAUGCUUCACAUCACAGACAUCAUUUGCAAUCUAAAACCAACUAUUCUCAAAACUUAUAACGAGCAUCCAGGUCCAGGAGUUGUUCCCAUUGGAGAGACUUUCGCCUUUUUGGAAGGAGCAGGAAAUUUAUCCUACUUGGUGCGUUGA